Messenger RNA from Paramisgurnus dabryanus, 6235 nucleotides. It is a transcript of the gene mecom, whose product is annotated as MDS1 and EVI1 complex locus. Gene Ontology annotation, cellular component: nucleus. The record is from RefSeq and is a predicted model, not a curated record. Gene Ontology annotation, molecular function: protein binding. Gene Ontology annotation, biological process: regulation of gene expression. Lineage: Eukaryota; Metazoa; Chordata; Actinopteri; Cypriniformes; Cobitidae.
AAAAACGUUUUGCAAUAGUCAUUUACCCGAAGAGUGAUUAAUGCGUCUUCAUUUGAAGCACAACGACCGGGCGCCUUGGACGCUCGAGACUGUUUCAUUAUAAUUAAUGUCUCCGGUUCCUCGUGGACCCGGAGGUCGCGAAUGGCUCCGUCCCGCGCCCACUGAUCUCUGAAGAUCUGACACGAGAGGGAUCUCGCAGCCUAUUGCAAUCUGACAAGAUCCGUAAUACUUGGGUGAUGAAUCGUUCCAAACUUUUUUGGCGAUGCUGGCAGCUCGGGGGUGUGCGCAUGUGCGAAGGUGUCUAAACUGACAAUGCUGGAGAGAUAGUGUGGAUUGAGAAUCACAGAGAAAAAGGACAGAGGAAAAAAGAAAAAGGAGGAAAGAUUCGAGAAAAAAUCCGACAAACCUACGCCAAAAGACGGGUAUCAUGAGGUCCAAAGGCAGGGCAAGGAAACUGGCCACUGGAGAUGGAGAAGACUUUUCCCUUUUCUCCUCUGAUGACCUGGAGGAAGUUCGGGGAGUGUCAGAUGCGGAUCAAGCCCCACUCGCCGCUGCUAACAACCUUCCUUCCCCCGGCCUAUCAGGCGAGGCUGUCUCCCCGAUUGCCCCCUCGCCCUUCCACCCAUCAUUCCACACUUCCAUGUACCUGGCAGAGGAGGGGCUUGAAUCGGUCCCCCCAGACUUUGAAGUCCGAGAGUCAGGCGUUUCCAGAGGAAACCUGGGCGUCUGGAGCCGAAGGCAUCUGGAAGCGGGAGAGCGUCUCGGACCCUACGGGGUAACAUCAAGGAACAAGCCAGAAAGUGCUAGCCAGGCAUGGGAGGGCGAGCAGACAGGUUUGGAUGGGCGCUUAUUUGAUAGCAGGAGCUGGCUAAGGCACGUCCAGGUCUCUCCGUCCACCCACCAACACAACCUCACAACCUGCCAGAUACAUGAGCAGAUCUUUUAUCGAGUGGUUUGUGAGGUUCAGCCCGGCGAGGAACUCCUGCUGUUCAUGAAGGCUGAAGACAUUUCAUGCGAGGCGAUGGCUCCAGACAUACACGAGGAGCGUCAGUAUCGUUGCGAGGACUGCGAUCUUAACUUUGAAUCGGGUUCGGAGCUGUUGGACCAUCAGAAACACGCGUGCGGGACCCCGCCUGCCUCCGGCUUCAAGCUGUCUCAGCAGGGUUUGCCCGGACCUGGGGCUCCUGAUCACGACCUGCAUCUACACCCCCUGAACUUACCCCGCUCCCCUCAGGAGUGUAAGGAGUGUGAACAGAUCUUUCCUGAUGCCCAGAGUCUGGACUCUCACUCGCUCUCUCACACCGACGAGAGGGAAUACAAGUGCGAUCAAUGCCCGAAGGCCUUCAACUGGAAAUCAAACCUGAUUCGCCACCAGAUGUCACACGACAGCGGCAAACACUACGAAUGUGAAAACUGCUCAAAGCAGGUGUUCACAGACCCCAGCAACUUACAGAGGCACAUCCGCUCUCAGCACGUGGGGGCACGAGCUCACGCCUGCCCCGACUGCGGCAAGACUUUCGCCACCUCCUCGGGCCUUAAACAACAUAAACACAUCCACUCCUCGGUCAAGCCCUUCAUAUGUAAGUCACUCAGACCCUUCAUAUGUGAGGUCUGCCACAAAUCUUACACGCAGUUCUCCAAUCUGUGCCGUCACAAGCGCAUGCACGCGGACUGUCGCACUCAGAUCAAGUGUAAAGACUGCGGACAGAUGUUUAGCACCACAUCCUCCCUGAACAAACAUCGGCGCUUCUGCGAGGGUAAAAACCAUUUCGCCGCUGCGGCAGGAGGGUUGUUUGGCCAAGGCAUGACCCUCCCUGGUGCCCCUGGCCUGGAUAAGUCUACAUUGGCUGGAAUGAGCCAUGGGAGCCCUGGUUUAGCAGACUAUUUUGGGACGAACCGGCAUCAUGGUGGGUUGACGUUCCCAGCAGCCCCUCCGGCAUUCCCAUUUAGUUUUCCGGGACUUUUCCCAUCAGGACUUUACCACCGGCCCCCACUUAUCCCAUCCACGUCGCCAAUCAAUGGCCCUCAAAGCGCUGAACUUCGGAAGAGUCCACUGCUGUCCUCACCCAUUCCUGGGUCACAUGACCUCUUGAAGAGUUUCCGCAAGGACUCGUUCAACGGAGACGGGGAGGGAAUUGAGCGGCCGAGAGAAGGCUCCAUCUCCAAGCCGAGGCAGAGCGGGAAAAUGAGCGAGCAAUCCGAGAGUAGCGAUUUGGAUGAUGUCAGCACUCCAAGCGGGAGUGAGCUGGAAAGCACUUCGGGUUCAGAGCUAGACAGCGAAGCAGAGAGCGACCGGGAGAGAGUGCGAGUGCGGGAAAAUGGGAAAGGGCCAAAAAGGAAGUCGAGUGGGUUCAGCGAUGCCCAGAGUCCAACUCUCAUCAACUCCAGUGGUAGUAACAACACCGGUAAUGGAAAAGACUUUCCUGCAUCAGGGCUCAACCAGCCAUCUCUGGACGAGCACACAGCUGUUUCUGGUGCUGUUAAUGACUCAAUAAAAGCCAUUGCCUCCAUCGCUGAGAAAUAUUUUGGCUCUACCGGACUCGCAGGCCUGCAAGACAAAAAAGUCGGGGCACUGCCAUAUCCCUCCAUGUUUCCUUUAUCUUUCUUUCCUGCCUUCUCUCCUUCAGUCUAUCCAUUCCCUGAGAGAGAGCAACUUCGACCUCCAGGCCACAAGGUGGAGCCAGAAAGCCCUCCAGUUGAAAGUAAAAAACUCCAGAAAAGUGUCGAAUCGCCUUUUGAUCUCACCACUAGGCGGAAAGAGGAACCUCUCGCGGCCACCUGUGCUCCGUUGAAAUCCGAAGCCUCACAUGUACAAUCAACCAAUCCGGAUCAGCCGCUUGACCUGAGUCUUGGCGGACGAAGCCGAGGCAAGAGCAAAAGAGGGGAGGAGAUACAAAAGCCUCCUUCCUUUGCUGAUAAGAGGGCAGAGCCGGAGCCACCCAAGACCGACCCCUCCCUUCAGCACGCAAGACCCACCCCUUUCUUCAUGGACCCCAUAUACCGCAGGGUUGAGAAGAGAAAAAUGAACGAUCCAUUCGAAGUCCUAAAGGACAAAUACAUGCGACCAGCUCCGGGAUUUCUCUUCCACCCACAGUUUCGCAUGCCUGAUCACAGAACAUGGAUGUCAGCGAUCGAAAACAUGGCUGAGAAGCUGGAGUCUUUUGGCUCUUUAAAGCCAGACGGCGGUGACAUCAUGCGUUCUGUCCCCUCGAUGUUCGACUUCCGGGCUCCACCUGCCACUCUUCCUGAAACACUGUUACGCAAGGGCAAAGAGCGCUACACCUGCAGAUACUGUGGCAAGAUAUUCCCACGCUCAGCCAACCUUACAAGACAUCUACGGACACACACAGGAGAGCAGCCUUACAGAUGUAAAUACUGUGAUCGUUCAUUUAGUAUUUCAUCGAAUCUCCAGCGUCACAUCCGUAACAUCCACAACAAAGAGAAACCUUUCAAAUGCCACCUCUGCGACCGCUGCUUCGGUCAACAGACCAACCUUGACCGCCACCUCAAAAAACACGAGAACGGUAAUUUAUCAGGCACAGCGAUGUCGUCGCCCCGGUCAGAGCUGGACAGCAGUAGCGCCAUUUUGGAGGAUAAAGAGGAUUCGUAUUUUAACGAAAUACGAAACUUCAUCAGUAACACGGCACGGACGGCGACGUCUCCGUCACAUUCGGAGGAAGGACUGAAUGGUAGUCAUUUUGACGAGGACAAAGCCCUGCCUGGACCUGGCUCACGUGAAAUGGAUGAGGAGGAAGGGGAGGAGCUCGGAGGUGAGGAAGAGGAAGGAGAGCGUCACGACGGGCCUAGAAAACCCAGUGAUGAAGGUGUGCCUAAUGACAUCAUAAACGACGACAUGGAUUUCGAAGGACCGGAUGAUCUGGAAUUAAAUAGCAAAUCGUCACCGCGAAGAUUUAAUGACGAUGAGGAAGAUGAAGAUCACAGCAGUUUUUCCACCAUGGACCACAUCCGCCACUUUAGUAUGGAGGACGGUGAUCUCAGCGAUGGGGAUGUCGGCGGCUUUGGCCCCGCCCACCUUCAAGAAGGGAUCAAGCAGCCCCUCUACAGAAAGUCUAAAUCACAGGCAUAUGCCAUGAUGCUGUCUUUAGCCGAUAAGGAUCCGCUCCACUCGUCUACCCAUAAUGCCCCGAUGUGGCACAGCUUGGCCCGCUCAGCAGAACCCAGCGCUAUUCAGUCUCUUAGUCACGUAUGACACCCUCACCUUAACAACAGUGUGUUAAACUAUCGCUGGAGUCCAUUGUCCACACAUGUACAGUACACACACUCGCAAGUGCCCAAAUUGUCAUACACUUAUACUGUACACACCCAGUCUGAACACUAUCCCAUAUACAUGAACAAACAUUGAUUGAUUGAUUGAUUGAUUGAUUGAUUGAUUAUAGUUAGUAGCAAUGACAAUAGUGUCUGUAAUUUUGAUGGUGAUGAUGAAGACGAUGAUGACAAUAGUAGUAAUGCAUAAUAAUAAUAAUAAUUGUAUUUAUUCUGUCAAGUUUCAAUAUUUUGCACAGCUGUGGCAGCUGGUGAACAGUUUUUAAAAUUGCUGUUGGUGUCAUGUUUGUGAGUUUCGUGCGCUGAAACAGGUGGUUACUCAGAGUAACACGUGAGAGUCUUCCGCAAGACAAAUGUGAUCGCUGUCUGUAUGGGCACAAGAGCCUACCGGCAUGUAAAUAUAUUUACGAUUAACACGAAUACAGAAAGGAAACACAAAAACGUGUGUUUUUAAAGCAUUUCACAGGUUUCUUGUACAGAAACGUACAAGUUUACAAAUUUACGAAAAGGGACGAAAUGGGGUUGGGGGUUCAGCGAUUUUCUUUUAGACGUUUUCGAAAUGAAACAACUACACGCUAAAGGUUUGACCUUUAGACCUCUCACAGACGCUGCUUUUAAAUAAAAGGUGUUAGGAGCGAGACGGUGACUAUUUACUGUCCAAUGAAAGCACUGCAUUCAACCCACUUACCCACCGUUUUGUUUUGUGUGACGAUAGACGCUCUCUUAUCUUUAGUUAGUUAUUUUAAUGGUGGAAAACAUGGUUGUUAAACACGCCUUGUGUAUUUCUAAACUGAGAAAAUUAAACUAGUUUUGAAAAAUAAACUAGUGCUGUAGAACUCGCGAAGGGCAUUCUGUCGUUUUCCACGGUUAACCCCGUCCGUUAGUUGGCGAACGAUACCACUAAAUAACCUGAAUGCUAGUUUAUAGCUACACCCUCCUCUUGUGUCUUUCAUUUAUAGACAAUCAUGCGUUUCUUAUGUUUUAUCCCCUGUCAUUUGUUGCUUCGUUCUGUCCAUUUUUUUUUCUUGGUUGGUGUCGUCGAUGUAUUUGCUGUGUAUCUUGAAAGUUGUAUUUAUUUCUCUGCAAACUGUAGUUUGUUUACUGAAUAGCACUGCUCUCGAGCGCCCCCUUGCGGUGAAAACAAGAAUUUCACACUGAAAUUUUGGGGGAAGAGACUCCAUAUGGUCUACUGGGGUUUGUAGAAAAUGUCUGAAUGCCAGAUAGUAUUAAAUGUACCAUCACAGCUUCUACUUCUAAUAAAACUGGUAAAUGAUAUAGAUAUUACUUAGGUUUUUUGUAUGACAAUUUAUUGAUUCAACUGUAAAAUAUCUUUAAAAAAAAAUAAGAUAAAUAGAGGAAAGAAUAAAAACAGCUGAUAUUAUUUCUUCAUAAAACGCAUGAUUGGUCCAAGCUGUUACUGACAUUUUCUAUGGUUGUCUGCAAGCUUGUGUGACGUUUGGGUUCAUGUUGAUCACUUGUGCCAAACCUAUGAGAAAUGCCAGAUUUUGUUUAUCCUCACGAGGUGAAGGACCAGAUCUUUCCUAUUUCACUUUUUAUUUUUGUUUUGUCAAUGUUUAUAAUCCCAUUUUUAAAGUAAUCAGUGAGUUGAGGUACUUCUGUUUUAAUGCUUUCUACAAUGUAACUGUAUUGCAUUAUAAUUCAAUACUGUGGGAGGAGUUAGUGAGAAAUAAAGAACUCCUAUGGGCGGACUGUGCACUCUCCAACCGUCUCUGUCUCUGUUUCUUAAUCGAUUUUCACAUGCCUGAUCACUUUUAUUUAUUACAAUAUAAAUCAUUCUUAAAGAAGGUUUUAGAAAGUCAUGAACAUCAAAGAAAACAAAGCCUUCUUUAUUGUGUUGUUUAUUGGAUGAUUAGGAUUUUUGCAUUGUCACAUUUGAAUGAAUUGCAUACUAUCAAAUAUAAAUAUUAUUUUCUUUAUUACAGUAAUAAAA